UUCAACAGGGAAGCACAUCGAGGGCAGACAGUUUGCAGGAGAUUUUCUUCAUCAUGGCAGAGAAUGGACACAUGAAUAAGACGGACACAGACACACCGUCCAGCUCUCAGGAGACUCAGAGUGUGAUGUCUCGCAUGAGUAAUUUACCGCUGGUGAGCUCGGCGUGUGACGCAGUGUCCAGCGUCUACAACAGCACGAAGGAGAACGUCCCCGCCCUCAGAGGGGUGAUGGAUGCUGCAGAGAGCGGGGUUCGAACCCUGAGCACGGCUGCCAGCUCGGGCACCAAACCCAUACUGAACAAAUUAGAGCCACAAAUCGCCAUGGUGAACGAAUACGCAAUUAAAGGACUGGACAAGAUGGAGGAGAAACUUCCCAUCCUGCACCAGCCGGCUGACAAGCUGGUGGACAGUGUGUACCAGUGCGUGUCCGGUGCCAAGGAUGCCGUGAUGGGCGCGGUCAUGGGUGGGGUGGAGAUGACCCGGACGGCGCUGAGCGGCGGAAUGAACACGGCCAUGGGAAGCAGAGUGGCUCAGAUGGUCAGCAGUGGGGUCGGCUUCGCUCUGACUCGCUCAGAGGACUGGGUGGAGCAGAACCUGCCGCUCACCGAGAAGGAACUGGCUGUGCUGGCAGAGCCGCUGCCGCAGGAUGAAACUCAGGCCGCGUUGACCCAGAACAUCGGCGCGUCCCAGAACUCCGCCCACAGCUACUUCGUCCGUCUGGGGAAACUCUCGGCCGUGGUCCGGGAGCGAGCCCUGGAGCUGUCCCUCAUCAAAGCCAAAAUCGCUCGAGACGCCACGCACAAAGCCGUGUCCCAGAUCGCCAGCACCCUGGACCUGUUUGAGAACGUCAGCGGGGCCAAUAAGCUGGUGGGAGCUCAGGAGCAGCUGAUGAAGAGAUGGAGGGAGUGGAAGAAGGAGGAGCAGAUCAAAGAUGGACAGGGAGGAGAGGCAGAAAAUGUGGAGGAGGACGGAGGUAAAGGUAAUGGAGAGCAGAUGGAAGGGCGUGCCCUGUCCAUGGUCCGUGGCAUGAGUGAGCAGCUCCGCGAGGCGUGCACGGGCGUCGUAUCCAGCGUCCAGGGCCUCCCCGCCACCGUCCAGGAACAGCUGAUGAGCGCCCGGCGCUCGGCCGAAGAGCUUCACUCAUCGCUGGGCAAAACCAAGAGCAUCACGCCCACGCUGCUGGAGCAGAGCCGAAACCAGCUCGCACAGGUGAGACAGUCUUUGGAUGGAGUGAUGGAGUAUCUGCUGAAUAACACCCCCCUAAACUGGCUAGUUGGGCCUUUUUCACCCCAGCUUACAGAGAAGAAGCCAGGAGCAGAGGAGCCCAGCUAUAAAACACUCCAUCAUUAAAAAGUGCCUUAAAUGAUUGUUUAAACCUUUUUCCCCACUAUGUUUAUACUGUUCAAUGAAUCAGUUGUAUGUGUUUACAGCGUAAUAAAUAAUUUGACCUUCUUAAUUGACCUAAAUGAUAAAUUUAAGUCGACUAAGUCUAAAGAUUUGUUAAUAAAUCAUUUUUUUUGCAUCAUAUUACUUAAUUAGACUGAAAUUGACCUUGGUAGCUAGUCAUCAGAAGGUUGCUGGUUCAAAUCCCACCACUGCCAUGGUUGCCACUGUUGGACAUUUGAGCGAGGCCCUUAAUCUUUAAUUUCUUGGACUGAAUUCAUUAACAGUUGUAAGAUGCUCUGGAUAAAUGUGACGUGAGUCACUAGUGAGUCAUUUGGCUGUAUCAUAUAAAAAAGUACGGAAUCGUUUGGUCUUAUUAAAGAAUUCAAAUGUGAAUCAUUUAGAUUCAUUAUGAAAAUCGCAUCUGAAUCAUCUGUCUUCAUAAUAAAAUUCACCAUUGAAUCGUUUGGCUGUAUCAUAUAAAUUAGUAGUGAAUCAUUUGGCUUUAUUAAAUAAUUCAACGGUAAAUCAUUUAGAUUUACAAUAAAAUCACUUGUGAAUCGUUCGGCUGUAUUAUAUAAAUUGGUACUGAAUCAUUUGGAUUCAUCAUAAAAAUCGCCUGUGAAUCAUCUGUCUUCUUAAUGAAAUCAAAUAAAACAUUUUGAUUAUAUAAAUGAGCACUGAAUUAUUUAGCUUUCACAUUUAAAUGUAAGGGCGUAUUAUUUUGCAUUCUGAAUGAUCCUGAUGAAAUAUUUAGCCUUAUAAUUUAAUAGUAUGAAGGGAAUUAUAACUGAAUCUUACUACAAAAAGCAACUGUAAAUAAACAUUACCAUAUAAACUAAGUUUACUCUUACUGGGUAUUUUAAAUAUGUUUAUUUAAUGUUUACAAGUCCACAGUUAGUGAACUGUAUUAUGUUGCACCUUAUGAAAGUGUAAUAAUUUUGCUCACUUAAAAUUAAUAUUUAGUUUGCAUCUGUUCUGCUCUUUAGUAAUACUAUAAUACGACACAUCAGUAAUUGUACUAUUGUUAUUAUAAUUAUUAUAUAAAAUAAAAACAUAUUCUGAAUGUUGUAUUGGUACAGCACUUUUUGUUUUGGUCCAGGACCUGCAGGAGUGUAAUUAAAUACAUUUGUGUAAAAACAACAUGAUUAAAUCAUAUUAAAAUGUC
This is a messenger RNA of Trichomycterus rosablanca, 2550 nucleotides long. RefSeq names its product perilipin 3 (gene plin3). NCBI's taxonomy places the organism in Eukaryota, Metazoa, Chordata, Actinopteri, Siluriformes, Trichomycteridae. The record is from RefSeq and is a predicted model, not a curated record. Gene Ontology annotation, biological process: positive regulation of triglyceride storage; lipid storage. The transcript has 8 exons. Gene Ontology annotation, cellular component: cytosol; lipid droplet. Bases 54 to 1349 code for a protein of 431 amino acids.